CAGCCUCGGCCACCAUGUCCCAGACCCCUCUGGACUCACCAUCGCCGCGCGCCAGCUGCCUGGACCUUUGGAGGGAAAAGAAUGACUUGCUAGUUCGGCAGGCCAAGGUGACUCAGGACUCCGGUCUGUUAUUGAGGCAACAGCAUUUGGCUCAGGAUGCACUGCAAGGGUUCAGGGAACUCCUUCAUAGUCUGAGGGGGCUUCCUGCAGCUAUUUCUGCUCUUCCCUUGGAGCUGACUGUCAUCUGCAACUUUAUUACACUGAAAGUGAGCCAUACCCAGGGCUUCACUGAGGACCAGGCCCAGGAUAUCCAACAGGGCCUAGAGAGAGUGUUAGAGGCCCAGGAGCAGCUAGGACCCCGGCUGGAAUGUGGGCUCAGGGAGCUGUGGGACUCUGUCCUCCAUAUUUCCUCCCUUCUGCCGGAGCUACUUCCUGCCUUGCACCACCUGGCUGGCCUGCAGGCUGCCCUCUGGCUGAGUACUGACCGUCUUGGGGAUCUGGCCUUGCUUCUGCAGUCGCUGAAUGGCAGCCAGAGUGGGGCCUCUGAGGAUCUGCUGCUGCUGCUAAAAACUUGGAGCCCCCCAGUUGAGGAGUCAGAUGCUCCACUGACCCUGCAGGAUGCCCGGGGCUUAAGGGAUGUCCUUUUGACAGCAUCUGCCCUCUGUCAAGGCCUCCAGGAGCUAAUCACAGGGACCCUACCCAGGGCACUGAGUAGCCUGCAGGAAGCAGCCUCAGGUCUGUGUUCACGGCCCGUGUUGGUCCAGGUGUACACGGCGCUGGGGACCUGUCUCCGUAAGAUGGGCAAUCCACAGAGAGCAUUGCUGUACUUGGUUGCAGCCCUGAAAGGGGGAUCUGUUUGGGGUCCCCCGCUUCUGGAGGCCUCCAGGCUAUAUCGGCAACUGGGGGACACAGCAGCAGAGCUGGAGAGUCUGGAGCUGCUGGUUGAUGCCCUGAGUGUCACCCAGAACUCUGAAACCCCCCAACUUCUCAUUGAGGUAGAGUUGCUACUCCCACAACCUAAUCCAGACUCUCCCCUUUACUGUGGCACACAGAGCCAGGCCAAGCACCUACUAGCAAGCCGAUGCCUACAGACGGGCAGGGCAGAGGAUGCUGCAGAGCAUUACUUGGACCUGCUGGCCCUGUUGCUGGAUGGCCUGGAGCCAAGGUUUUCCCCACUCCCCUGCCCUCCUGGGCCCUGUAUGCCUGAGGUGUUCUUGGAGGCAGCAGCAGCGCUGAUCCAGGCAAACCGAGCCCAGGAUGCUUUGACUGUUUGUGAGGAGCUGCUCAUCCGAACAUCAUCCCUACUUCCCAAGAUGCCCUGGUCAUGGGAAGAUGCCAGAAAUGGAGCCAAGGAGCCAAUAAACUGCCCACUCUGGGUCUCUGCCACCUACCUGCUUCAGGGUCAGGCCUGGGUGAAAAUGGGGGACCAAAAAGAGGCAGUUAGUGAAUUUAGCCGGUGCCUUGAGCUGCUCUUCCGGGCCACACCUGAGGACAGAGAACAAGGGGCUGCUUCCAACAGUGACCAGAGGUGCAGACCAGAUGUGGCACUGCAACAGCUUCGAUUAGCUGCUCUGAUUAGUCGUGGACUGGUAUGGGUGGCCAGUGGCCAGGAUACCAAAGCUCUGCAGGACUUCCUCCUCAGCGUGCAAAUAUGCCCAGGUAAUCGAGAUGCUUCCUUUCACCUGCUUCAGACUCUGAGGAGACUGGAUCGGAGGAAUGAGGCCACUGCUUUCUGGUGGAGGUUAGAGGCCCAAACUGAGCUGCCACCAGAGGAUGCCACAUGGUCUCUCCCCCUAUACCUAGAAACCUGCUUGAGCUGGAUCCACCCUCUGGACCAGGAAACCCUCCUGGAAGAGUUUCGGACAUCUCUGCUGGAGACUUCUGAUCUGUAGCUGCCAUGUUUCCUAGACCAGCUUGAGCUGGCCCCCCAACGCCUCUCUGUGGGGAGGACUUUUCUUUACCAUCUUUGGAAAAUGUGGCUGGAGCUUCCCACUCUUACAUAAUUCCAGUUGGAGAGGUUGGUAGGUGUCCUGCCAAAUUUGGCCUAGUAACUGCCAUCCUGGUUCCAAAGGAAGCAUCCCCCUGCGACCUCCAACAAGACAUUGAAUUUGUUUAUGGCAUGUUUUUUUAUGUAUUAAGUAAAAUCUCAUAUUUA
Molecule: messenger RNA, 2155 nt
Organism: Loxodonta africana (African savanna elephant)
Lineage: Eukaryota; Metazoa; Chordata; Mammalia; Proboscidea; Elephantidae
Gene: FANCG
Product: FA complementation group G
Exons: 14
Coding region: 15-1892 (625 amino acids)
Biological process (GO): interstrand cross-link repair
Cellular component (GO): Fanconi anaemia nuclear complex
Molecular function (GO): protein binding
Source: RefSeq, a predicted model, not a curated record